Molecule: messenger RNA, 705 nt
Organism: Medioppia subpectinata
Lineage: Eukaryota; Metazoa; Arthropoda; Arachnida; Sarcoptiformes; Oppiidae
Source: the annotation of a GenBank genome assembly
CAUUUCGAUAUAAUACUGGACAUCGGUUCGGGUUCGGGAAAUGUGACCGAAAUACUGGCCGAUCGGGUAAAACACCGGCAAAUCAUAGGCGUAGACAUCGACCAGAAAAUGAUUGACUUCUCGAUACAAAACAAUACUAAACCGUCGAUUGAUUUCAUUGCCGAAGACAUGAGUAAACCGUGGGAUGAGUUGAGCGCCGGUUUGCGAGCACUCGAGGGAAAGGUGUCUCUCGUGUUCUCCAACUCCACUCUAAUGAUGAUCCAAAACAAGUCAACACUUGUCCACAAUUUGCACCGACUUAUGGCCGCCAAUAGCUAUGCUUUCAUAUCUUAUGUCUUAACACACGAUUUGAAUGCAAAACUAUCGCCGAAAGAGAGGUCUGAAUGCGAAAAGUGGAUAAAAAUACCCGAAUAUAAGCAACAAGUGGUCAAUUGGACGCAAGUGUUCACUAAACAGGGACACCUUUCCCUCGAGUGCUCGCAAACCGGCGCUCAACUCAUCCCACGGUUUACUCAUGUCUUCGGCAAUAAAAUCAAUCGACGGUUUAGUAUUGUUUUGUAUCGAGAAGUCAAUCAUUUUCUGGUCGAUGUCUACGCCUAUGAUUUGCCGGUGUUUUACCCGAUCGGCCAGUAUUUCGGUCACAUUUCCCGAACCCGAACCGAUGUCCAGUAUUAUAUCGAAAUGGCUAUAAGUUUAUUGCAUUAA